This is a messenger RNA of Racocetra persica, 540 nucleotides long. NCBI's taxonomy places the organism in Eukaryota, Fungi, Glomeromycota, Glomeromycetes, Diversisporales, Gigasporaceae. The record is from the annotation of a GenBank genome assembly.
AUGGAGAAAGAGAAUAAAAUGCCCGGUUCUUUUCCGGGCCAAGAAACUCCUAGUAAGUUCAAGACUUUACCUGCUCAUCAGUUUUGUUAUGUGAGGGAGAUUACUAAUAAAAAAGAGGCGGGAGCAGAUUUAGCCUUCAAAGAAUUAUUAAACCAGAUAAAUGACCCUAACAAGGAACUAAUUUUUAUUCCAGUAAACAAUCCUAAUUUCCAUUGGAGCUUGUUGGUUUAUGAAACUAAAAGUAAAGGCUUUUAUCAUUGGGAUACUCUGAGAGGGGCUAAUUGGAGGUAUGUUAAAGAUUCGGUGUAUAAGUUAUUGGGGGAAUUACAAGUGCCUAGACAUGAGUGGGAUAAGCACUUUAUAGCCAAACAUAAAAUAAAGCAAAAUAAUGGAUGGGAGUGUGGACUUUGUGUAGUGGGGAUUAUGAAGAGGGUGAGGGAGAAAUAUAGUGGGAGUAUGGAAAAUAUUGAGUUAGGAGAGUUUAGCUUUGAGAAGGAACGGGAGGAGUUGAAAGAGAAAUAUUUAAAAGAGAAUGGUUAA